Arachis ipaensis is the source of this 919-nucleotide messenger RNA. The record is from RefSeq and is a predicted model, not a curated record. Lineage: Eukaryota; Viridiplantae; Streptophyta; Magnoliopsida; Fabales; Fabaceae.
UUCGUGAAUCCAUAUCACUAUCCCCUGAACUCUGAACCUAUAGCACUUUCCAAACUCACCCUACCAAAACCCAAGUUCUCCCUGCAAUGGUUCUGCCGCGGUGCUACCGCCGUCCGUGCUGUUGGCGUCUCUACUUCCUCUCUUGUAGUUCGACGUCCUCCUUCCCCCUGUCCCCGUCCUCCCUGGAUUCUCUCGAACUUGGAUCAGCUCGCCACUGUGUCGCCACUCGCUGUCGUCUCGUCGGACGCCGUCCAUGUCGCCGUCGAAGGCACAUUGUUCUUGGAAGAGGCACUUUUGGCUAUAUUUUGAUGCUUGUUCAACUUACAAUUCACGGUAAUUUGGGGAAGAUGAUAAAUGCUGGCUUUUUCCGGUCAUCCUUUUUCUGUUCAAGUCGAUACAAGCUCGCUUUGUCAAUUGGCACAUAGCAAAUAGAGAAAUCCAAGAUUUUUCUCUCUUUUGUCUGGAUCCUUUUUGGGCUCAUGAACCUGGUUUAUGAUAGCAAAUAGGAGGAACAUAAUGUGCAUCAACCACAACAACCACAAUGAAUGUGUUCCUCCUCCAAUGGGUUAUGGUAGACCACAACAACCACCUUAUCAAUACAGUUACUAUCAUCAUCAACAGCGUUAUCCACCACAACCACAACCACAGCCGCAGCAACAGGCUCCUCCUCCUCCUCCUUCUCCACGCUCAUAUUAUGGUGAUGCUAAUGGAUGCACCAUAUCAUGAGCUCUGCUACUUAUUAAUAGUUGCUUCUUAGUUCAAUUGUAAUUCUUCUAAUGUUUUGGCGUAUAUCCUAUGGUUUGCUUAUAUAUCCUAUGAUUUGAUUUUGACCUUUUUUUAUGAAGAGAACUACCUAACUAAGAAUAUGACAUUAUUUUGUAUUUAAACUACAUUUUAAUCUAUGACUUUUGCAUUUUUA